Messenger RNA from Myxocyprinus asiaticus (Chinese sucker), 7756 nucleotides. RefSeq names its product protein bicaudal D homolog 2-like. Gene Ontology annotation, biological process: protein localization to organelle; microtubule anchoring at microtubule organizing center; regulation of microtubule cytoskeleton organization. Lineage: Eukaryota; Metazoa; Chordata; Actinopteri; Cypriniformes; Catostomidae. Gene Ontology annotation, molecular function: dynein complex binding; dynactin binding; cytoskeletal adaptor activity. The transcript is spliced from 9 exons. The record is from RefSeq and is a predicted model, not a curated record. Gene Ontology annotation, cellular component: cytosol; Golgi apparatus. Bases 249 to 2786 code for a protein of 845 amino acids.
GAUCCCUCAGUAGAUUAGAGACUCUCCUGUUCCUCUCCAUGUUAUUGACGGGGAGAGGAGAGGAGGUGUUUGAUCUGCAGCCAUGGAGCCGCAUUAGGAGAAAUAAAGAGCAGGCUCCUCUUCCCCUGAAAAGAAGAAAAUAGUCAAUAAAGCUAUUCCUGAGCAGGAAUAUAUAUGAGCGAAGGCGGAUACGAGUGUGAAUCAUGCCGUGCACACACAGAAGAAUCUGAAAGCGUUUGCCGUUAAAGAUGUCCGCAGAGCAGCAGCGGGCGGAGAUGGAGCGGCUGUCCCGGGAGCUGGCCGAGACCACGCAGGAGAAGAUCCAGGCGGCGGAAUACGGCCUGGCGGUGCUUGAGGAGAAACAGCAGCUCAAGCAGCAGUACGACGAGCUGGAGGCGGAAUAUGAGAGCGUCCGCCAAGAGCUGGAGCUGCUGCGAGAGGCAUUUGGACAGGCUCACUCCAACCACAGGAAGGUUGCGGCGGACGGCGAGAGCCGCGAGGAAUCGCUCAUCCAGGAGUCGGCGUGUAAGGAGGCCUAUUACGAGCUGCGCAUGCAGGAGCUGCAGGCAGAACUGCGGCAGGCACGCAACAUCUUGACCAACACCGAAUCGGAGAACGAGCGCCUGGCCACCAUCACUCAAGAACUGAGAGAGAACAAUCAGAUGGUGGAGCUGCAGAGGUCACGUCUGCGUGAUGACAUCAAAGAGUUCAAGUUCCGGGAGUCUCGUCUGCUGCAGGACUACAGUGAACUGGAGGAGGAGAACAUCACCCUGCAGAAACACGUGUCCAUCCUGAAACAGAGCCAGGUGGAGUUUGAAGGUCUGAAGCAUGAAAUUCGUCGUCUGGAGGAAGACACUCAGUUUCUGAACAGUCAGUUGGAAGAUGCCAUCCGCCUGAAGGAGAUCGCUGAAAGACAGCUCGGAGAAGCACUGGAGACCAUCAAGACUGAGAGAGAGCAGAAGGCCGCUUUGAGAAAGGAGUUGUCUCAGUAUAUGAGUAUAGGGGACUCGAUGUACCACAGUCCUUUGAGUAUCUCCCUCGAUGGACUAAAGUUCAGCGACGACACAUCAGUCGAGCCUAACAAUGACGAACCCAUCCACGGCUACGAGAACACUUUUAACAAGAUCACCAACGGCGAUGACAACCGCAUUUCCACACCCAAAAAAGGGGAGAUGUUCCACCCCUCCUCCAGCCUUGUGGACAAUCUAUUGAGUGAACUCAACAUCUCCGAGAUACAGAAACUAAAACAACAACUGCUGCAGGUGGAGCGAGAGAAGGUGACGCUGCUGUCUACACUGCAGGAUUCUCAGAAGCAGCUCGAGCAGGCUCAUGGAGCACUAUCUGAGGAACACGAGAAGGUCAGCCGUCUCACUGAGAACCUCAGUGCCAUUCGCAAGCUUCAGGCCAGCAAAGAGCGCCAGUCUGCUCUGGACAACGAGAAAGAGCGCGACAGCCACGAGGACAGUGACUACUAUGAGGUGGACAUCAACGGCCCUGAGAUCCUGGAGUGCAAGUACAAGGUUGCUGUGUCCGAGGCAAGUCAACUUAAGGAGGAGCUCAAAACAUUGAAGGCGGAGCAGUCAGCCUGUCAAUCACAGUAUAAGGAAGAGCGGGUGCAGCUGGAGAGCCAGGUUGCAUCUCUGAGCGCUCAGGUCACUUCUCUGGAGCACAGCAGCCGAGCGGACCACGAGCAACUGGCACGACUCGAGAAAGAGCUUCGUCAGGCCAGCGAAGUGGCGGGCGAAUCCCAGGGCAGCCUUAACGUAGCGCAAGAUGAGCUGGCCACCUUUAGCGAAGAGCUCGCCAACCUGUAUCACCACGUCUGCAUGUGCAACAACGAAACACCCAACCGCAUCAUGCUCGACUUCUACCGUGAAGGUAAAGCCGGAGUUAAUGGCACUCAGACUACGGGUUGGGCCAGCCCUGAAGGUCGCGGUCGCCGCUCUCCCAUCCUGCUAACACGUGGUUUGUUUCCCGCUGCCGAUGCUAGCGAUGGAGCGUCUUCUCCGGUCUUCUCCAUUCCGUCCCCAAUGGCUGAUCCUCGCAAGGAGCCCAUGAACAUCUAUAACCUGGUGGCCAUCAUCCGGGACCAAAUCAGGCACUUGCAGCUGGCUGUGGACCGCACGACGGAGCUUUCUCGCCAGCGCAUGGCUUCUCUGGAAUUGGGUCUUGGGUCAGACCGAGAACAAGAGGCCAGCGUGGAGGAGAUUCUUAAGCUCAAAUCACUCCUCAGCACCAAGAGGGAGCAGAUAGCCACACUGAGAACCGUCCUUAAGGCAAACAAACAGACUGCUGAAGUGGCACUGGCAAACCUGAAGAGCAAGUAUGAGAAUGAGAAGGCCAUGGUGACUGAAACCAUGAUGAAGCUUCGCAACGAACUUAAAGCUCUGAAAGAGGAUGCUGCCACCUUCUCCUCACUCAGAGCCAUGUUUGCCACUCGCUGUGACGAGUAUGUCACUCAGUUGGAUGAGAUGCAGCGUCAGCUAGCAGCCGCAGAGGACGAGAAGAAGACGCUGAACUCUCUCCUCCGUAUGGCCAUUCAGCAGAAGCUGGCACUCACACAGCGCCUGGAAGACCUCGAGUUCGACCACGAACAGACCCGCCGGAGCGGAACCAACGGCCGCGCCAAGACCACCUCCUCACGCGGGAGAUCCGCCCACAACUCCACCUACUCCCGUGUAAGUCAAGCCCCCACCGCCACCUGCGGGGGUAACGGUGAGCCCAACGUCCACGUGGGAACGCCGAUGGUCUUCUGCAGUGAAAAGUACAAGAUCUACUGCGACUAAAGCCAUUGCUUCAGUUGAUAGCUGACUGUACAAAGCUCCACUCACGCUCUCUUGCUUGCUAUGUGCUAACCCGUAUGAUGUGUCCAUGUGUUUAGGGCGGAAUAAGGUCAUGCCUGCCAGCGUUCUAGUAUCCAGCAGAAUGAAGUUGAUGUUGUAGAGCUUGCUAAGGGCAGUAUGAUAGCAUUUAGUCGUAUAGGUUCACGGGAAGGGCUGCGUGUCGUCUUCCGGUAUUAUGGUGCUUAAUGCAGCUUCGCACAUGGGUCUGUGUACGUGUUCUUAGAUUUGACCGAUAUAUGUGCUAGAUAGAGAGCACUUUGAAUUGUGGUUGUCACAGUCUGGUUGAUAGCUUUUUGCCCUCUUUCUUUCAAAAGUCCUUUUUCCUCUGACCUUCAUCCCAGUGGAGAAAAACUGCUUAAACCAGCCAAAGGUGGUCUUACUAAAGUAGCUAAGACCGGCAAACCACUGGUGUAAGCUGUUUUUCAAGCGGGGAUCUCUCUCUUGCCUCUGAAACGGGCAGCCCGUCCAAUCAGGUAACGUGUGUUUACAUGACAGAUGAAACUAAAUAUGCAAACUUUCUCCCUGCCUUGUUGACGUGCAGGAAAACCCACUGAAUUGUGCCAUUUUAUUUUGCUAGAAUUAAAAAAAUAAAUAAAAAAUUGACGGGUUUGGCCCACGAGUGAGCGUUUUGAGGGAUGUCACUCAUGAGGAGGCAGGCGGGAACGCACGGGGUCCAUACAUAAGCAUGCGCCGGAAAGCGCAUCAGUUUCUGGCCUGUUUUUCAGUUUGCAAUUGCUAGUAGAUGUGUGGCUGCAAAACUAUUUCUGAGAGCUUUAACAUGUUCUAGACUUGAUUUCAUGUACUUGAGCACACUUGACACAGGGCUUAAUGUGGUUAAGUCAUGGUGAAGGGCUUUACAUGGUGAUAAUUCAAUGUUCACUUCAAUUUAUGUGUAGAAAAAACAGAGGAGGAGUCUUGUGUGUCGCGACACUCCUUUCAAAACAACACAAAUCAUGACUUGUCUUUUUUGGAGUUAGUAGAUAACUUACUGUAUGAUAAGAAAUCACCCUCAACUCCAUAUAGAAAACAUGUUGAGUCAUGUUCAAAAGACAGUAAGGUAUAUUCCCAUAUAGUCUAGUGGUUAGGAUUCCUGCUAUUUACCCUGGCAGCCCGGGUUCGACUCCCGGUAUGGGACAUGAGUCCAGUGUCUUUCCUAAUACAUUAAUCUCCAAUUAAUUUGAUCACCCAUUAAUACUUUUCAAUCAUCAAUCAUAUUCAAUUACUGACAAUUUUAUGAAAUGGAAUGAGAUAAGUAACAUUUGUCAGGGAUUGCUGAGAAUAUUCUGGGUUCAAUACAAGUUCAGCUCAAUUGACAGAAUUUGUGGCAUAAUGUUGAUUACCACAAAAAAUAAUUUUGGCUCGUCACUCCUUAAAAAAAUAAAUCAAGGUUACAGUGAGGCGUGUACAAUGGAAGUGAAACGGACCAAUUUUUGGAGGGUUUAAGGCAGAAAUGUGAAGCUUAUAAUUAGAGGUAGACCAAUAUAUCGGUUUUACCGAUUAAUCGGUGCCAAUAGUUGCUUUUUGGAUCUGAACUAUCGGUUAUUGGCACAAAUCUAUGCCGAUAGUUUUUUCACCAUUUCAUAUUUUCAAAAUAAGAGUCCCUGGUGUUUUUUGAGCUUGUUUAUACUUAAAAGUACCACGUUAUGCACCAAAUCUUCAUUUUUUUUUGGUUAUUAUUGGGAUUUUGGUUGAACAAUAAACUGCAUCUUGGAUUUUAUUCAUUUUGGACUAUUUGCCCGCCAUAGUAAGAAAAGAAUGAGAUAAUUUUUGACAUUCUAUGAAUCGAUUUUAAAAACUAUAAGCCAUUUAAUUGGUUAUUGGCCAUUCCCACCACCUUAGUCAUCAGUAUUGGCAAAAUCCACUAUCGGUUGACCUCUGCUUAUAAUUUUAUAAAAGCACUUGCAUUAAUUAUUCUGUUAAAUCUCAUGUAUUAUUUGAGCUGUAAAGUUGUUUAAAACAAAGGUUUUACAGUUGUUUUAAGGUUUACAUGUCGUCAUGGUAACGAAGUUGUAAAUUUGGCUAUAACUUUUUAUCACACUAAUAUCAUGUUAACAACACAGUGACUAUACUUUUGAAACAGUGAUUAUUUUAAUAUUUACGGAUUGGCCCCAUUGACUUCCAUUGUAAGUGCCUCACUGUAACCUGGAUUUUCUUUUUUUUUUUUUUUUUUUUUAAGAAAAGGAGAGACGAGUCGAAAUACAUUUUUGUGAUAAUCAACAUUAUGCCACAAAUGCUGUCGAUUGAGCUGAACUUGUAUUGAACCCAGAACAUUCCUUUAACUAGGUCUGGUGGUUUGGUAUCGAUAUCUGAUCUAGUGCUUUACUUCAUAAAUAAGCUUUGUAUAUUUGUAUUUUUGUUUUUUGUUUUAUGCUCAGAAGAUAUUGAUUUACAUUAGAUGUUUCUUGCCUUGUCAAUGAAUGUAGAAUUUUACCGAUUUUGGUUUUAGAAAGUUUUACUAAUUAACAUCUGGUAAAUGCUGCUGUCAGCACGCCACCGAGGAGGAGCAGAUCAAUUCAUAUUUCACUGUUUGCAACCUUUACUAUUUAACAUGCAUUUUAAAGUCCAACCAGGCAAACUGUUUGUUUAUUUGUUUGUUUGUUUUUUGGGGGGGAACUAAUUGUAAUAAUUUGGGCUGAGGACUUUUAGUGAUUUCCUGGCUUCCUACAUUAACAUCAUCUACAUUAAUCUUCCACACUAACAAACAUUGGCUGUUUGGCUUCUGGUGACUAACACUGUUUUACAUUUAAUUAAUUUCUUCCAAAAUUAGUUGCAUUGAUUUCUGCUUCACUGCAGCUUAUGUUCAGAUGGAAGGCUUUCUGAAUUUAACAUUAAUGCUAACUGCUAUUAUUUCUGUUCUCCAAUUCAACAUUCCCAAACGGCUCAAGUUGAACUCCCCUGGACUAACAAAACACACUGGAUGACCAUUUACUUGGUUCUUUUUUCAUUCUUGGAAAUUAUAAACCUUUCUUAUCGUUAUACGUAGGGUAUUUUAAGUACAUUUUGACUUUUAAGGAAAAGUUUUGAUUUGUUACAUUGGAAGCCAGCAUUCAAAGUCCUGAAAACGUCAACUUUUUUUUAUCAAAAGAAAAGUGGCUAGAUUUCCUCAACUUUCAUCGGUUUGUCUAGGAUUUUGUAACCUUUGCUCUUUUAAUAUAGGGUUAUAUUGCUUUUAUGUUAACUUUUAUUUUAUUAACCUAGUUUAGUGUUUUGGUUUACGAGUCGGUAUUUUACACAGUAUAUUUUAAGAGUAUUGGGUUUCUUAGUGAUAUUAUCACAUCAUCACAGUCUGUGUUAUGUAUCCUAUUACUCCUCUGUGUUCUUCAUCAUUUUUGUUUUUCACAUUUGUUUUACUGCCAUAUUUUAAACAAAAUUCCAGGCGGUCAUAUGCUGGGCUUUUGUCGAUGUAUUAUUCCUAGGAAUAGUUCAAAGUGAACAUUUACAAACUUAAUGACAUUGUGGCAUAAUUUGAUAAAGAAGGCUUUGGAAGAACCAGCAAAACGAUUGAAUUACAAUUAAAAUUGCAUGGAUUUUUCUUUCUUUUUCAUUUCAAGCACCUUCACUCGAGCUUCACAGGGAUCACUGACCUUCAGCAUUUUGUACAAGAAUAAAUGAAUUAAUUCCAAAUUGGAAUGCUGUAAUUCUCUCUCUAUCUAUUGUGCCAAGUGUCGGUGCACCGUCUGGGUUUUUGAAAAGGAUCGGAAGCGUUAUACAAGAAGAGGGUGUGGCCCGUGACCUUUACCUUACCCUCCAUUUGGUUUUUGUUGAUGCUUUUCAUUCUGACCAUUAGUGCCUCUUAUUAUUUCAAGAGAGAAUCCUAGACUAGCUUUUAGGUUUUUGUAGUUUUCUUUUCCCACUCCUUCCGAAAGAUCAACAGAUGAGGAUGUCUCGUUUCAGACUUAACAGCAGCAAUAAGUGCAGAAGACAUUCAUUCUGUUUCGUGAGAGUGUGAAGAUGAUAUUUACCGUUAGUGAAAUUAAACCGAGAUUGUACUGAAUUCUUCAGGUCAGUGAUCCUAAUAGCAAAUUCAGGGGUUUUAGCUAAAGUUAUUUUGUCAAAUGGUUUGAAGCCAGAUUUAUCCUUGUUUGCCUCAUUAUGAACAAAACUUCUGAGACACGAAACGCAUGUUGUGUUUUGCUGUUGGAGACUGGUGUUAUUUAGCUUUGUAUGGUGAGAUAGCUGAAGAUCAUGUGGUAUUGAUAGUAUUGUUGACAGUUGUGAGAAAGCGUGCGUCUUCUUUCUGUCCAAUAGUUUUGUUUUUUGUUUUUGUUUUUUUUUAUAUAAUCUUGAAUAUUUUUACAUGGUUAAACAAGCAUUACGAUUUCAGGAAACAGAAAACAUUUUGCAUCAACAAGCAAACGGUGCCAUGAAAGUCGCAUCUUGUUUGUUGAGGCAUAAAUAUAAGAAAUACAGUCGGUAAGCGAGGAAAAAAUAAACUAAGUGCAAUUUUUUUUAAAACAAUUUACAUGGAAAAUAAAGUUUUCUGUUUGCUGGAAGUAAAAGCAUCGUGAUAUUCAACUAGCUGUGGAAGCUUAUGAUUGGAAACUCUUAUUGUGUUCCAGUAUUGAUCUAUACGGAAAGUUUGAUAACUUUAUAUAAAAUAACAUCUACUUCCAUAUGUUUGUAUUUAUUUGAAAUGUCGUGCAGUACUGAACUUUAUAAUAUGCAUUAUUAUGUCAUAUGCAUGUUUUUUCUCAGUCAUGGGACUUGUACACAGAGUCGAAAAAACAAACUUUACAACUCCAAAGAAUUGGAAGACAAAACGAGAAUGGGGUAAAAAGAGGGAGAGCUGGAAAUGUUUAGUUUUUAACUGGUAUAUUACUGCUGACAUAAACACAAAGUAUUGUUUACUCUGUCUGUGUAGAGGUAGUCAUGCUGGCUAAAAUCAAUAAAUACAAAUAAAAAGUCACACCUUU